Molecule: messenger RNA, 750 nt
Organism: Didymosphaeria variabile
Lineage: Eukaryota; Fungi; Ascomycota; Dothideomycetes; Pleosporales; Didymosphaeriaceae
Exons: 2
Coding region: 1-750 (249 amino acids)
Biological process (GO): mycotoxin biosynthetic process
Source: RefSeq, a predicted model, not a curated record
AUGGCGUUCAAAGCAGUCCUCAACAAGAUGAAGCCUUCGGACACGAACAGUGACUUCUCACCUGUGUAUUCGAGGCUCUCAAAUGAGAGCAUUCGGACGUCUUUACCACAGGAACAGUCGCAAAUUGACAAUGACAACUCCUACACGGUGCGGCCGAAGCGUAUCAGCUGGCUAACUAUGGGCAAUAUAACCCUUUUUGUAGUAUCCACAGCGCUACUCGCACUCGCGUAUUCGCGCCCUAUUUCGGAUGCAUCCUGCACGCGCCAGCUCUUCAGCUAUUCGCCUGCUCUCGAAGCCGUCGAAUACCACGAAGAGGACUACAAAGGCGUAUUCCAUCAAGCUUCCAUAUAUCGUGGUACGCCUACCGAUGAGAUCGACGAAAACUGGCGAGAGUUGUGGGAUUGCGCCCUCACCACAGCCUCGCACUACGCCGCCCUCGUCCAAGACCUCGAAGCCGCAGGCUACCCAACCAUCUCCCUCGACCCACCAAGCAUUACCUACCCCGACGCUACAACCGUCAUCGCAGACACCGACAUUGCCUUCGUCCGCGCCUUCGUUCUCGUCCCCCUCCUAGCCGAAGGGAAAGACGUCGGCCUACUGUGCCAUUCCUACGGUGGAACCCACGGCGCAGGCGCAGUGCAAGGGCUGAGUAAGGAAGACAGUGCUGUGAGGGGCCAGCAAGGUGGUAUUGUGGGAAUUGUCUACAUUGCAUCUUUUCCUCGCCCGGAGAUUCUGCUCUGCAAACGCUGA